This is a messenger RNA of Paramecium tetraurelia, 471 nucleotides long. RefSeq lists its product as uncharacterized. Lineage: Eukaryota; Ciliophora; Oligohymenophorea; Peniculida; Parameciidae. The record is from RefSeq and is a predicted model, not a curated record. The transcript has a single exon.
AUGAUGAAGUAGAUACCUAAAAAAAAUGGUUAACAGCAAAAUGCUAUUUAAAACCAAAUAAAUGUUCAAACUUAGAAUAAGCAAGGUCUAAAAUAAUUUAAGAAUGGCAAUUAAUAAAAAUAGUAAGGUUUUGCCAAAUAACAAGCUCUUAAAUAUUUUAAUAAAUCAACGUUUUGCAAUAUUGUUUUGUUUUUGAAAGCAAAUGAGAUCAUGGAAUUCAGAUUAGUGAAUAGGCUAUUUAAUAAAUUGUUUAUUGAAUGUGCUCCUGUAUUAUUGGAGAAUUUGGAGAAGAAAGAGGAUGAUUAUUUCUAAAAAUAACACAAUAAUCCCUAGAAAUUAGAACUUCCAAAAUUAAUGUAAGUGGAUCUAAAAGAGUUAAAACAAAAUUUAGAGAAUAGAGGAAUGUAUGCUUGUGUUGACAAAUUACAUGGGGAUAAUCUUUUCAGUGUGGAAUUAAUAUAUUUGAUAUGA